Molecule: messenger RNA, 2589 nt
Organism: Archocentrus centrarchus (flier cichlid)
Lineage: Eukaryota; Metazoa; Chordata; Actinopteri; Cichliformes; Cichlidae
Gene: sgms2b
Product: sphingomyelin synthase 2b
Exons: 7
Coding region: 298-1440 (380 amino acids)
Biological process (GO): sphingomyelin biosynthetic process; ceramide biosynthetic process
Cellular component (GO): Golgi membrane; endoplasmic reticulum membrane; plasma membrane
Molecular function (GO): ceramide cholinephosphotransferase activity; sphingomyelin synthase activity
Source: RefSeq, a predicted model, not a curated record
GCGUGCACUUCGGUCUCGGUUGGUCGAGAGGUGGAAGAAGAAGAGGAAAAAGUGACAACUUGUGUGGAGAAGUAAAGUCAGCGCGCGGGUUAAAGCGGUUGUUCCUGCCUUGGCUGCCUUUCCCGUGACCUCGCUGCCGAUAUCAACCAGACCGUUGCUCUGUGGUUGAUAACCAAGGAGCUCCACUGCUGCUGAUAAUUGGACUUAGUGAUUACUGACACAGAAGCUCACCCUUGUGAGUGAAAGACAAACUCAAACUUUUCGUAUUGAUCAAAAAACUAUUGAUCAAAGACUUCAAUGGCGGCAUCAGAACUGAUCCAGGAAGAUGAUGAUAGUUGCAUCCAAGUGAUUUCAACGGAUCCCCCUUCACCUCCUCAAUCUACGAAGGCGGUCAGGCAUAACCCGACCCACCACACCUCUGUGGCACCCCCUCCUGAGGACAUUCUUGAUGGUGACAGCAAAGGCAAACGCCAGCGCAGAACAAUCACUGACCUCCUGAAAGAGAAUCAGCUGAUAAACUCGCUGUGCAACAAGAUACGGCAACACUGCGACUAUAACAAGAUCACCAAAGAGUCAGAUGACCCCCUCCCUAAAGAGUGGUGGAAAACGGGCGUGUCCUUUAUCUACGCUGCCGCCAUCCUUGUCUUCAACGCUGUUGUCAUCGCUGUCAUCCACGAGAGGGUGCCAGACAAGUCUGUGAGCCCACCGCUUCCUGAUAAGUUUUUCGACUACAUUGACCGAGUGCCCUGGGCCUUCAAAGCAACAGAGAUCUGUGGAUUGAGUCUGUGUGCAUUAUGGAUGAUCCAGUGGCUCGGACUCAAACACAGAGCUAUCGUGGCUCGACGGUGCUUCUUCCUGAUCGGGACUCUCUACCUGUAUCGCUGCAUCACCAUGUACGUCACCACUCUGCCGGUACCUGGAAAACAUAUGGUCUGCGCUCCAAAGCUCUACAACGACACGAUGGGGAAAAUGUGGAGGAUUCUCCGGAUGAUCUCAGGAGGAGGUCUGAAUGUGACCGGUUCCCACAUCUUGUGUGGAGAUUACCUGUACAGCGGUCACACCAUCAUGCUGACGCUGUCCUACCUCUUCAUCAAAGAGUACUGCCCCCCUAAGAUGUGGUGGUAUCGUUGGUUGUGCUUUUGUGUGAGCAUCUUCGGGCUCAUCUGCAUCCUCCUCGGCCACGAACACUACAGCAUCGACGUGGUGGUUGCAUACUUCAUCACCACCUGGACCUUCAAGUGGUACUACGCCAUGGUGGAAGCACAUGUGCACAGUCAGGAUCCCAACAAGUACCUGACUAUGACCUGGUGGAACCCAAUCUUCAAAUUCAUGGAGCGGAAUGUCAAGGCGAGUGUUCCCAUUGAGUUUGCUUUGCCGGUGUCCAUCCCUUCUACUUCAUGCAGACGGAGAUACAGUAUCGUGGAUAGGUGGGAGAAAUGAGUGAGGACAGAGGGGAAGGAGACAAGUGACCUGAUGAAAACAGCAUCUGUCCUCCCUGACUCCCGCAGAAGAUGGAUGGAGGACGUGGAACUGCAACUUCAGUUCACUUAAGUAUAGAAUCAGCAUUUUUGGUACUGAGGAAGAGGACUCAACAGGAGGAGGAGUCAGUGUGUUUACAAUAACAUCAUAGAGUCAUUAAAGUUGGUGUUGCUGGCUACGUCCUAGCUCUUUAUCAGAAACAAUGUUUUUAGUGUCUUCAGCGUCCAUGAGGUAAACCUGCCAGCUACCAGCAAGGAAAAAAAAAAAAAACCCACUAUAACUGUUUUUGUAAGCCAGCCUGAGAGUUGGACCAAAGCUAAACUGCUAAGCUGCAUUACAUUUUUCAGUCAGUGCUGUUGCUAACUGUAUUUGGAGUGUACUAAGGCAAAUGGAGCUGCACCUGAAGAUAGAAAAGAAACUAAAGCUAACCUAGUUGUGUUGCUGCUUCUGGAUGUGCGACCUUCCACCAAACACACUAAACCCUUAAGUAUUAAGAUUCAUUCUGACUGUGAUGGAUCAUUCAUUCCCAGUGCUAACUCCAGGUGGGUCCUGGACCAGGGUGGGUUGUUGUAGCCUUCUGUACAUCAUUGUUGUUGUUUGAGUUAUCAAGUCUGAAUGUUAUGUGUUGGGGCACUGAGUUCUUGUUGGGGGUUUUUUCUGUAUUUAUUUUCAUGCCAAAUCAAACUCUGGAUUCCAGCAAAGAUCCUAGUAAAGCCUUAUUAAUGAAAGUCCUGCCAAAAAGCUCCACAGUUUUAUAAAAGUGUUUCUUUACAUUUUGUUAAUGUUGACUUGAACACAGUGUUGCAAUCACACCUUUGAUUUGAUAAUAAAAGACUUACUUGGAGCACAGAGCUGUUUGCUCCUGUCUCUUUAAGCCCCGCCUCUUUAAAAGUCUGCUUCCUUUUGAUUGGCCGACCUUCGGAAGCACCCACUGCUCGUGAGCUUUGCUGCAUAAACAAACACUGUAGCGUUGCAUUAUUUUAUUUUAUUUAUUUUUUUAAAUAGCACUUUGCAUCGACACACUGACAGUAAGGUGUUGGCUUAAAAUAAGAACUAAUAUAAUGUCGCCAUAAAUAAAGCAUAAGUUACACAUUAAAAUACUGGGAAAAA